UACAACGUUCGUGUCUCCAUAAGCUACAGUAAAGUCAUCAACCAAAAUCCCAACCAAAAAAAAAAAAUCAAUUUUCUUUUAUAUAAAACCCCUUUAGCGCUUCCAUUUCAACACCAUCCCUUCCCUUUCUUUCCUUAAGACUGGUAGAUUUAUGGGUUUUCUUGCUCCUUCUUCCACUUGUUUCAGUGCUGCUAAAUGGCUUGGCUUUGUCACCGCCGUUUGGGUUCAAGCCAUUUCAGGCAACAAUUACACUUUCUCUAACUAUUCUGAUGCUCUCAAGACUCUUAUGAACUUGACCCAACUCCAACUUAACAAUUUAUCCGUUGCCAAAGAUGUGGGUAAGGCCUUUGGCCUCCUUGCUGGUCUUGCCUCUGACCGCUUGCCUACUCAGGUGCUUCUUCUUAUUGGUUCACUCGAAGGUCUUAUUGGUUAUGGUGCUCAAUGGCUCGUUGUUAGUGGGCGGAUUCAACCUCUUGCUUACUGGCAGAUGUGCAUAUUCCUCUGUUUGGGAGGCAACAGUACUACUUGGAUGAACACGGCGGUUCUAGUAACCUGCAUCCGCAACUUCCGGCGAAACAGAGGCCCUGUCUCCGGCAUCUUGAAAGGUUAUGUGGGACUGAGCACUGCCAUCUUCACCGACCUCUGCUCUGCUCUCUUCUCCGACAACCCUUCUAGCUUCCUUCUUAUGCUGGCAAUUAUUCCGUUCGCCGUCUGCCUCACCGCCAUCCUCUUCCUCCGUGAGAUCCCUCCGGCUGCCACUGCCGAAGAAGAAAAAGAAGAAUUCAAAUAUUUCUCAGUCUUUAACGUUGUGGCCAUUGUUGUUGCAGUUUAUUUGUUAGCAUUUGACUUUGUCAGCAAUCCUAGCCGUGUUCUUUCUUUAGCGUUUUCAAUUAUAUUGCUAGUUCUGCUAGCUUCUCCAUUAGCAGUUCCAUUUUACUCUUUUGUAAAGAGCUGGAAUCUGAAUCGCCUGAAGAAUAAACCGGCUGACGUUGAAGAACAGAUUGAUGAGCCAUUGCUGAGUGGAGAAAUCCAGGGGGAGAUUCAAGAAAAACCGGCAGAGGCGGCGGCUGCAGUGUCAGUUGCUACUCAACCGCCGACGGAUGAAGUGGCCGAGAUAAAGAGGAAGCCGGUGAUCGGCGAAGAUCACACGAUUUUCGAAGCGAUGAUGAAGUUGGAUUUUUGGAUUUUAUUUAUUUCAUUUCUUUGUGGAGUGGGUACUGGUUUGGCUGUGAUGAACAACAUGGGACAGAUAGGUUUGGCUCUUGGAUACGCUGACGUUUCGAUUUUCGUCUCUCUUACUAGCAUUUGGGGAUUUUUUGGAAGGAUUGGUUCGGGCUCUGUCUCAGAGUUCUUCAUCAAGAAAGCUGGAACACCGAGGCCUCUUUGGAAUGCAGCAUCUCAAAUUUUAAUGGCUGUUGGGUAUAUUCUCAUGGCCAUCGCAAUGCCUGGUUCUCUAUACAUUGGUUCAAUUGUUGUUGGCAUCUGCUAUGGAGUUCGUCUAGCAGUCACCGUCCCAACUGCCUCUGAGUUGUUCGGUCUCAAAUACUAUGGUCUAAUUUACAACAUCUUAAUCCUCAACCUUCCACUUGGUUCCCUUCUCUUCUCUGGUCUGCUUGCUGGACUUUUAUAUGAUGCAGAAGCUACCCCCAUACCAGGAGGUGGCAACACAUGUGUUGGUGCCCAUUGCUAUAGGGCUGUGUUCAUUAUUAUGGCGAUUUCAUGCGUCAUUGGAUUCGGUUUGGAUGUUCUGUUGGCAAUUAGAACAAAGCAGCUUUAUUCUAAGAUACAGGCAAGCAAGAGAUCAAAGAAAUUUUCUGCAGCAUCUAACAACCAAUGACAUGAAAUCUAGAGAACGGGCAAGUAUAAUAGGAAGGAUUGAAGGGCUUUUGCUCAGUGAUAUCCUGAAUUGGCCAAUUUUGUUUGACCUCACAAAUUGAAUUGGACCAUUAAAAAUUAUUUAAUGUAUUCAGAUUGUUUCCCAUUUCAGUGCUACUACCAUUUGAUUUGAUUUUGUUGAAUAAGAUGGAACUAGUCAUCUGAGUUCAACUCGGUGGUUCAUGGGUAGUGAUAAUCCAAAAGAUUUGCAUAAAAGCUGUUAAUUUGAGCUAGUGUUAUGUACUAAAAGAAGUAUUUUGUCUGGACAAUUUUCCUUUCCUAAAGGAGGAAAAGAUUUUGGUUUUGCUAUAACAUUUAUGUAUUGCUAUUGAUUGUUGACA
This is a messenger RNA of Hevea brasiliensis (rubber tree), 2216 nucleotides long. RefSeq names its product protein NUCLEAR FUSION DEFECTIVE 4. Gene Ontology annotation, cellular component: membrane. Bases 152 to 1837 code for a protein of 561 amino acids. The record is from RefSeq and is a predicted model, not a curated record. The transcript has 3 exons. NCBI's taxonomy places the organism in Eukaryota, Viridiplantae, Streptophyta, Magnoliopsida, Malpighiales, Euphorbiaceae.